UUGUUAAUACCAGUUGCUCACUCUGGCUUGGUACAGGUCACCAGUGAGAAACUGUGCCGGGCUCAGCAUGAACUGUAUCACCAAGCCUCCACCUACAUGUGCCUCCUGCAGAGUGUCCGACAGCACCUAGCUCUACACCAGGAGUACCACAGCAAGGGAGAACGGUCACCCCAUGAAGUGGCACAGCUUGUUGGCCUCAAACUGCCACAGCAACCCGGAGGCAAAGGAUGGGAAAAGUGAGGAGGAGUAAAAGCAUCCUUACUCCUCGAGUACACUGUGUGGACAAACACAUUAUUCUAAUUCCGAUGGUCUUGGCUAUUCACUGACAAUGUAAAUAUGGUCCGAGGGCUGUUUGUGUUUCUUGUGUAUAGUGCAGCUCCUCAAAAUCUCAAUGGUUCAUGAAGUAAUUAAAAAGAGACUCCAAUUAAA
This is a messenger RNA of Chiloscyllium plagiosum (whitespotted bambooshark), 429 nucleotides long. The record is from RefSeq and is a predicted model, not a curated record. NCBI's taxonomy places the organism in Eukaryota, Metazoa, Chordata, Chondrichthyes, Orectolobiformes, Hemiscylliidae.